Messenger RNA from Suillus plorans, 1026 nucleotides. RefSeq lists its product as uncharacterized. Lineage: Eukaryota; Fungi; Basidiomycota; Agaricomycetes; Boletales; Suillaceae. The coding region runs from base 1 to 1026 and encodes 341 amino acids. The transcript is spliced from 13 exons. The record is from RefSeq and is a predicted model, not a curated record.
AUGGCCACAGUCUCAAAUGAUCCCAAUGCGUGGCCGCAAAUCAAGUUGUUUCGCUUUUACAGCUAUUUUGUAGUUGCAUCCUUUGCUGCCAUAAUAUAUGAAUGGGUACUGACGUUAGGCCAAGAGAUCGAGCUGGUAUGGACGAAACGCUGGUCCCUGAUGACUAUCUUAUAUCUGAGUCUGCGUUGCACUGGGAUAAUAUUCACUGUGUAUUUCUACUGUGCUGUGGACUGUCCCAUCGGUCUCGUUGACGGAUACAAGGUUAGUGAAAGCUUCGAUCAGCUUGUUGCUUUACCAAAUAUAACAACUGCACAGCUGUACGUUUUUUGGAAGCACGAAAGCUCGUUACUCAGUUUUUCAGGCACUAUCAUUUGGUACUUACAAAGCGGGACAUCUGUGGUUGCAAAUGCCGUGCUGGGAGUCAUCAUCAUCAUCCGGUUACAUGCCAUGUAUGAGCGGUCCAGAAAGAUGCUUGCCUUUCUCGUUGUAUUCCUUCUCGUUUCCACCAUCAUAUUUGCAGUGAUUGCCGCGAGUAGCCAUGUUUCAGGAGAGGAGAUCGUUUUCUACGAAACCCAUCAGUGCAGUCCUACUGGAGGCAGUUCAAAUCUAGCAACCGAGGCAUGGGGUUUAUCCACUGCAUGGGAGCUUACCACACUGUGUCUCGCAGUCUGGGUUGUUGUAAAAUACCUCCGUGAACUGAAACAGCCAUUGGCGAGAUUGACCCUUGGGAACUAUUUCAGGGUGUUGCUCGAAACCCAUGCAUUCUACUUUACAGCAUAUGCUGCUGUUGCUUGCUUGAACCUCGGUAGUCUCUCUCCAAGCAUCGGGUUUUCCUUGGGAGGUGAAAUCUAUUAUGGCAUUCUUCAACUCGCCCAGGUCAUGCAGAUGUUUGUACUGGGACCACGCCUCAUCCUCAGCAUUCGAGAAUAUCACGACAAGGAGAUGACGCGAUCAGACGAAAGAACUGAUACGAGUACAAUGGUUUUCCAGGGACGCACACAGAAGUCGACUGGCUCAUCUGUGUAA